AUGAACACUCAAAAUUUUGUUGGCAGUACAACUGCUGCCGGUGGGGAUGAUAAUAAUAAUAAUAAUAAUCUUUCUUUACAACGUUCGAAUGGAAGUAUCACAAUACCAUCAUAUGAAGGAAAUUAUCACGUCGAUAUAUCAUCAACAAAUUUUCAACUCAAAACAAUAACAUCAUCAUAUACUGGUCUUAUGCGUAUUUAUCGUUUAUUAUAUAUAGCAGAACAUUGUCCAGCAUUACAAACACAUUUUGUUUCUCUUUAUAAACAAUAUCAUAUUUCGGUACUUGAUGAAAUUAAAAAACAAAAUAUACCAUUACCAAAUGAUUUUGAUGCAGUAUGGUAUGAACGAACACAACGAAAUUAUGUUCAUAAACUUGAAAAACUUGAUAUUGAUCUGAGAAAUUUUCGUACAAAUUCAAUUAAAGAUUCAAUACAUCGUGGUCAUGAUGAUCUUGGUGAUCAUUAUUUAGAUGCUGGAGAUUUUUUCAAUGCUGUUUGUUGUUAUGUACGUUCACAAUAUUAUUGUAUUACACCACGACAUAUGAUGACAAUUAAAGCAGAACAAGCUAUUGAAAGUCUUGAAUCAACAGCAAAGUUAACAGUAACAUUAUCGGUUACGAUAACAAUGGUUAAUCCAAUGGAAGCACUGAAUUCAUCGACAACAAAUUCAACGGUUGUAUCUGAUUAA
Molecule: messenger RNA, 687 nt
Organism: Rotaria sordida
Lineage: Eukaryota; Metazoa; Rotifera; Eurotatoria; Philodinida; Philodinidae
Source: the annotation of a GenBank genome assembly